CGAGCAGCGGCUUCCAUCCGCAGGAUCCGGGAUGGUGCCCUUGCGGGCUCUGUGGCUGGCCUGGGCUCUGCUAGGAGUGGCCGGAGCAUGCCCAGAGCCGUGCGCCUGCGUGGACAAGUACGCGCACCAGUUCGCCGACUGCGCCUACAAGGAGUUGCGCGAGGUGCCGGAAGGACUGCCGGCCAACGUGACCACGCUGAGUCUGUCGGCCAACAAGAUCACCGUGCUGCGGCGCGGGGCCUUCGCCGAUGUCACGCAAGUCACGUCGUUGUGGCUAGCGCACAAUGAGGUGCGCACGGUGGAGCCCGGCGCCCUGGCAGUGCUGAGCCAGCUCAAGAACCUCGACCUAAGCCACAACCUCAUAUCCAGCUUCCCGUGGAGCGACCUUCGUAACCUGAGUGCGCUGCAGCUGCUAAAAAUGAACCACAAUCGUUUGGGCUCACUGCCCCGGGAUGCGCUCGGUGCGCUGCCCGACCUGCGCUCCCUGCGCAUCAACAACAACCGGCUGCGUACCCUGGCUCCUGGCACCUUCGACGCGUUAAGCGCACUGUCCCAUCUGCAACUCUAUCACAACCCCUUCCACUGCGGUUGCAGCCUUGUGUGGCUGCAGGCCUGGGCCGCAAGCACCAGGGUCUCCUUACCAGAGCCCGACUCCAUUGCGUGUGCCUCGCCUCCCGCGCUGCAGGGGGUGCCGGUGCACCGCCUUCCCGCCCUGUCCUGUGUACCACCCAGCGUGCGUCUGAGUGCUGAGCCCCCGCCCGAGGCACCGGGCAGCCCCUUGCCCGCCGGCCUGGCGCUCAUGCUAAACUGCGUAGCUGAAGGACACCCCACACCCCGCCUGCAAUGGCAACUUCAGAUCCCGGGUGGCACCAUAGUCUUAGAGCCUCCCGUCCUGAGCGGGGAAGACAACGCAGAUGGGACCGAUGACGGGGAGGAGGAAGGAGAUGGGGAUGGGCCCACGCAGACAGAGGCCCCAACCCCGACUCCAGCACCCGCUUGGCCCGCGCCCCCAGCCAACCCACGUUUCCUGGCCCUCACAAACGGUUCCCUGUUGGUGCCCCUCCUGAGUGCCAAGGAAGCAGGCAUCUACACCUGCCGAGCCCACAAUGAGCUGGGGGCCAACUCCACCUCACUACGCGUGGCAGUGGCGGCUGCCGGGCCCCCAAAGCACGCUCCUGGUGCCGGGGGAGACUCUGAAGGGCAGGCCCCUACUUCUGAACGCAAGUCCACAGCUAAAGGCCGGGGCAACAGCGUUCUACCCUCCAAGCCCGAGGGCAAAAUCAAAGGCCAAGGCCUAGCCCGGGUUAGCAUCCUCGGGGAAACGGAGGCGGGGCCGGAGCAGGAGGAGGAGGAGGAGGAGGCAGGUGAGGGAGAGGAAGCAGAAGACCAGAUCUCUGCGGAUCCGGCGGAGGAGCAACGCUGUGGCCACGGGGACCCCUCGCGGUACGUGUCCAACCACGCAUUCAACCAGAGCGCAGAGCUCAAGCAGCACGUCUUUGAGCUGGGCGUCAUCGCACUGGACGUGGCGGAGCGCGAGGCUCGGGUGCAGCUGACGCCGCUGGCGGCGCGCUGGGGAUCUGGGCCCGGCGGGGCUGGGGCAGCCGGGCGGCCGGGGCGGCGGCCGCUGCGCCUGCUCUACUUGUGCCCAGCGGGGGGUGGCGCAGCAGUGCAGUGGUCGCGCGUGGAGGAGGGCGUCAACGCCUAUUGGUUCCGCGGCCUGCGGCCUGGUACUAACUACUCAGUGUGUUUGGCGCUAGCCGGGGAGGCUUGCCACGUGCAAGUGGUGUUUGCCACCAAGAAGGAAUUGCCCUCGCUGCUGGUUAUCGUGGCCGUGAGCGUAUUCCUCCUGGUGCUGGCCACCGUGCCCCUGCUGGGCGCCGCCUGCUGCCACCUUUUGGCCAAACACCCCGGUAAGCCCUAUCGUCUUAUACUGCGGCCACAGGCCCCUGACCCCAUGGAGAAACGCAUCGCCGCUGACUUCGACCCGCGUGCCUCCUACCUCGAGUCGGAGAAAAGCUACCAGGCAGGCGGCGAGGCAGACGUCGUGGAGCCAGCAGAGGCUCCCGGGGAGAGCCUCGAUGAAGACGCGGAGCAAGAGGACCCAGGUGGGGACCUGCAGAGGGAGGAGAGUCUGGCGGCCUGCUCUUUGGUGGAGUCCCAGUCCAAGGCCAACCAAGAGGAGUUCGAGGCGGGCUCUGAGUACAGUGAUCGGCUGCCCCUGGGCGCCGAGGCAGUCAACAUCGCCCAGGAAAUUAAUGGCAAUUACAGGCAGACGGCAGGCUGA
This is a messenger RNA of Enhydra lutris kenyoni (northern sea otter), 2284 nucleotides long. RefSeq names its product immunoglobulin superfamily containing leucine rich repeat 2. The transcript is spliced from 2 exons. Gene Ontology annotation, molecular function: protein binding. Bases 32 to 2284 code for a protein of 750 amino acids. The record is from RefSeq and is a predicted model, not a curated record. Gene Ontology annotation, cellular component: cell surface. Gene Ontology annotation, biological process: positive regulation of axon extension. NCBI's taxonomy places the organism in Eukaryota, Metazoa, Chordata, Mammalia, Carnivora, Mustelidae.